GCCGCUUCUGAUUGGUUAGAGUUAGACGUGGACGGAAGCCGAAAGGAGGCACGAUGGACUGUUGAGCCGGCGUGCUUUAGCCCUGUUCUCCAUUCCGAAAGCUGCUCGCCGCCGAAUUGUAUGAGAAAGGGCUAGGGAGUGAUCGAGGCGACCACAACCCCGGCGAGAACAGGGAAAUCCAGCGCAUUUCCUCAUUAUUUUUUGCCGAUCGUCAUCGAUAUAUUAGCUAUUACGGAGACGCGGCGUUGAAGGAUUGUACAGUUGACUUACCGUAAGAUUUUCAGCCGUACAGGAUGGAAUGGCAGCCAGACGAGCAAGGACUGCAGCAGGUUCUCCAGCUUCUCAAGGACUCGCAGUCCCCCAAUACCGCCACGCAGAGAGCUGUGCAACAAAAACUGGAACAGCUAAAUCAGUAUCCUGACUUCAACAACUAUCUCAUCUUUGUCCUCACCAGGCUGAAAACUGAAGAUGAACCCACUCGCUCCCUCAGUGGCUUGAUCUUGAAGAAUAACGUGAAGGCCCACUACCAGAACUUCCCUCAAGGUGUGGCCGACUUCAUCAAGCAGGAGUGCGUGAACAACAUCGGUGAUCCCUCCCCUCUCAUCCGCGCCACAAUCGGCAUCCUGAUCACCACCAUUGCCUCCAAAGGAGAACUGCAGAUGUGGCCCGAGCUUCUCCCUCAGCUCUGUGAACUGCUCAAUUCUGAGGACUACAACACUUGUGAGGGCUCCUUUGGUGCUCUGCAGAAGAUCUGUGAGGACUCGUCUGAGCUCCUUGACAGCGAUGCCCUCAACCGCCCCCUCAACAUCAUGAUCCCCAAGUUCCUGCAGUUCUUCAAACACUGCAGCCCUAAGAUCCGAUCUCACGCCAUCGCCUGUGUGAACCAGUUCAUCAUUGGUCGAGCACAAGCCCUGAUGGACAACAUUGACACCUUCAUUGAGAGUCUGUUCGCACUGGCCGGGGAUGAGGACCCCGAGGUGAGGAAGAACGUCUGCCGCGCCUUGGUCAUGCUAUUGGAGGUCCGAAUCGACCGGCUCAUCCCCCAGAUGCACAGCAUCAUUCAGUACAUGCUACAGAGGACGCAGGACCCAGACGAGAACGUUGCCUUGGAGGCUUGCGAGUUCUGGUUAACCUUAGCAGAACAGCCCAUCUGCAAGGAGGUUCUGGCUGGACACCUGGUCCAGCUGAUUCCUAUCUUGGUAAAUGGCAUGAAGUAUUCCGAGAUCGACAUCAUCCUGCUAAAGGGCGACGUGGAAGAGGAUGAGGCAGUCCCGGACAGCGACCAGGACAUCAAGCCACGCUUCCACAAGUCGCGCACUGUCACCCUGCAGCACGAGGGAGGCGGCGGGGAGGAGGGCGAGGACAUCGAGGAAGAGGAAGACGACGACGACGACACGCUGUCCGACUGGAACCUGCGAAAGUGCUCAGCGGCUGCCCUGGACGUUCUGGCCAACGUGUUCCGCGACGACCUGCUGCCUCACCUCCUCCCCCUGCUGAAAGAGCUGCUCUUCCACCACGACUGGGUCGUCAAGGAGUCCGGCAUCCUGGUUCUGGGAGCCAUUGCAGAAGGCUGCGUGCAGGGCAUGGUGCCCUUCCUGCCCGAGCUCAUCCCACAUCUCAUCCAGUGCCUGUGUGAUAAGAAGGCCCUGGUGCGCUCCAUCGCCUGCUGGACCCUCAGCCGCUACGCCCACUGGGUGGUCAGCCAGCCGCCCGACUCCUACCUCAAGCCGCUCAUGACGGAGCUGCUCAAGAGGAUCCUGGACGGGAACAAGAGGGUGCAGGAGGCGGCCUGCAGUGCUUUUGCCACCCUGGAGGAAGAGGCCUGCAUGGAACUGGUCCCCUACCUCAGCUUCAUCCUGGACACGCUGGUCUUCGCAUUUGGGAAAUACCAGCACAAGAACCUGCUGAUCCUGUACGACGCCAUCGGCACGCUGGCCGACUCCGUGGGCCACCACCUCAACCAGCCCGAGUACAUCCAGAAGCUGAUGCCUCCCCUCAUUCAGAAGUGGAACGAACUGAAGGAUGAGGACAAAGACUUGUUCCCUCUCCUGGAGUGUCUGUCUUCAGUGGCCACGGCCCUGCAGAGCGGCUUCCUGCCUUACUGCGAACCAGUGUACCAGCGCUGUGUCACCCUGGUCCAGAAGACUCUCGCUCAGGCCAUGAUGUAUCAUCAGCACCCUGACCAGUAUGAGGCCCCUGACAAGGACUUCAUGAUCGUGGCCCUUGACCUGCUGAGCGGCCUGGCUGAGGGCCUGGGGGGGCAUGUGGAGCAGCUGGUCGCCCGUAGCAACAUUAUGACGCUGCUCUUCCAGUGUAUGCAGGACACCAUGCCGGAGGUGCGCCAGAGUUCCUUCGCCCUCCUGGGGGACCUGACCAAAGCGUGCUUCCCUCACGUCAAGCCUUGCAUCGCGGAGUUCAUGCCCAUCCUGGGCACCAACCUGAAUCCCGAGUUCAUCUCCGUGUGUAACAACGCGACCUGGGCCAUCGGGGAGAUCUCCAUGCAGAUGGGGACCAGCUCCGGGAAAGGUCAAGGAUGUCCAGGCCCUCUGAUGUCUGCAGGAGCAGAGAUGCAGCCUUACAUUGGACUUGUCCUCAGCAAUCUCGUGGAGAUCAUCAACCGGCCCAACACACCCAAGACCCUUCUGGAGAACACAGCCAUCACGAUCGGACGGCUUGGCUAUGUGUGUCCUCAGGAGGUGGCGCCCAUGUUGCAGCAGUUCAUCCGGCCUUGGUGCACGUCACUGCGGAACAUCCGCGAUAAUGAGGAGAAGGACUCUGCCUUCCGGGGAAUCUGCGUGAUGAUCGGCGUUAACCCCGGCGGAGUAGUGCAGGACUUCAUAUUCUUCUGUGACGCCGUGGCCUCCUGGGUGCAUCCAAAGGACGAUUUGAGGGAGAUGUUUUACAAGAUCCUCCACGGCUUCAAGGACCAGGUGGGCGACGAGAACUGGCAGCAGUUUUCCGAGCAGUUUCCCCCACUGCUGAAGGAGCGGCUGUCCACCUGCUAUGGCGUGUAGGCCCUCCCUCUUGGCACGGGACACCGGUGUCAGGUACAUCAAUGGCAGGGUUACUGGGAAGCUCAUCCAUCUCUAUGUAUUGCACUGCCCUGGUCGUGGGGGGAGAGGGAACUGAAUGGCCUGUCCCUCCGGACAGCCUCCGACGCCCUUUGUGUCUGCGAGGGAG
Molecule: messenger RNA, 3180 nt
Organism: Paramormyrops kingsleyae
Lineage: Eukaryota; Metazoa; Chordata; Actinopteri; Osteoglossiformes; Mormyridae
Product: transportin-2
Biological process (GO): protein import into nucleus
Molecular function (GO): small GTPase binding
Source: RefSeq, a predicted model, not a curated record